Fonsecaea nubica is the source of this 2121-nucleotide messenger RNA. RefSeq lists its product as hypothetical. NCBI's taxonomy places the organism in Eukaryota, Fungi, Ascomycota, Eurotiomycetes, Chaetothyriales, Herpotrichiellaceae. The record is from RefSeq and is a predicted model, not a curated record. The coding region runs from base 1 to 2121 and encodes 706 amino acids. The transcript has a single exon.
AUGAGAGCCAGGAAACGAUCUGGCGAGGAGAUUGCCACACCCAUUUCCCCUAAGAUCCCCCGUUGCUCAACCAACACCACAAAAGAUGCUCUGUUAUCGCGGCCUGAUCCGAGCAUUCCAAUAAGCCACGAGCCACGAACUGACCUAUCAUCAACUCAAUCUUCAGAGUCAGAGUUUUAUGUGAGGAUCACACUUUGCUCAGAAACCAAGGCGCUGACCAAUGACCCUAUACGGUGCAUAAAAUGUGUUGAGAAACCUCUGGGCAUCGAAUAUCUUGACCCCAAAGUGGCAGCACACGACGAAUUCGCCCACAUCCACUGGUUGGAGCCGAUGGAGGUGACGGUAACUAGGGUACCCUCUUCACCGGGUGGAUGUGCGGAGAGGGCCGGAUUCUGUGGAGCAAAGCUGAUCAGGCGGUUGAAUAUUAACCGGGAAUUCUACAAGGAGAUGUCGAAGCCUUUUGACGAGUCGACGUUAUUAGCGUUCGAUCUAUUUGACCGGUUUGGUAACCCGAAGCAGGACGGCAAGAACCCCUUCUUGAGUGAAGAGUUGUUUAUGCUGGGAAUCGAGCCCAGGCACGGGGAUAUCCUGCUCAUUGAAGACCUCAUCGUCGAGAAGCCGUAUCGGAGGAUGGGACUAAGCAAACUUAUUGUCUCAGCGUUGCUAGAGGCCACCGAGCAGAAGACCCAUUACCCUUUUGCUGCAAUCCUCUGGCCCGAGCCCUCCAAGCACGCCCAUUUUCACGAUUCUCUGGCGGCCAUUGUCGGAGACAGUGGAAAUGAACAUAGACCAGAGGUCUUUGACCACUAUGACGCCGAGGCAGUUGCGUGGGCAGACUCGCUGGGUUUCCACCGAAUAGGUUCUUCUAUCUGGUUCGGUCGCGCAUCUCAGCCCAAGUCCUUGAUGAUGCGGGAAGAUCCCUACCACCCUCCGACUUUCGUCCGCCCCAUCAAAGAUGCCCUGCCGAAGUCAAUUUUAGGCGAACUGAACGACGUCGGGUUUCUCGAAGCCGCUCAACAAUACCUUCAGCAGACCAUGCCUGACGAUCAGCGAUGGUUUGCUACUGACAAGGAGGCGAAUACUCUUCUACACCUUGCCGCACUACGCUUUCUCCCAAAAAGUGUCGCUUGGAUGAUGCAACAGCCAGCCUCUGCUCAGCUGAUCACGACAUCCAAUUCGAGUGGCAAUACUCCUUUAGACGCAUUGCUAGAAAAGCUCGAGAUUGUGCGGACAAGGUCAUGGUCCGGCACUACCAUCAACAUAGUGUCAAAUGACUUCCAAGGCUAUACAGAUUCCAUGGCGAAAUGCGUCGCUCUGCUGAAAGGAGCUGAAAUCGAGUCGGACCAAGAUCUGAUACAAUUUCGAUAUGGCUGCACUUGCGGCAAGUGCAUACACGGUUAUCUUAGUCCGCGGAUGAUAUCUGCGUUGCUUCAUGCGGCCACCGGUCAAUAUCCAAUGCUUAUGCCAAACCUGGAAAAUCUGUCAGGCAUUGACUGGGUCCGUCUACACAAGGACGUCACGCGUCGUCUCCCAUUUCGGUGCCUCAAACCACUGAGGUGCUAUAAAUCAGUUCGGCGGGGCUGUGUCGAACUCUACAACAACAUCUGCAAAUGUCUUGCCGCUGGCAGGGCCCCUAUCGUCGACUCCAUUCUUGGAACCAAAGACGACAAGACUGCCUGCAUUGAAAAGUUCUUCAUGUGCGGAGGCAAUAUAACAGGGCUUAUAUCCCUCAUCUUUAGGCGAGCUUUCUUGACUGACAAGUUUUGUGGUGACGGCGUUGAACUUCCGGAGGGAGAUGGAUACUUGUAUUCCGAAACAGAAUGCUGCAACGAUCACGAAUUUGCGCUUGUUGCUCGGAAGUGUGGUUAUGAGAGCGUAGCAGAAGCGCUGAAGGAAACCGAGGUCUCGAGAUAUCCGUCAUGGUACACAGGCUGGCGAGGAUCCAUAGAAUGCGAUGCCGACGGGUGUGAAAGGUGUGACAUUUGUGGGAAUCGCUGUGCUUCGGAUUGUACAGAGAGCGCGCCGUCGGAUAGUGAGGACACGGACAUCGACGAUAUGGAUCUGGACACCGACGAUAUGGAUCUCAAUGUAUCAUCAACACUCCCGACAGGUGGGUAUUGA